Molecule: messenger RNA, 2041 nt
Organism: Ctenocephalides felis (cat flea)
Lineage: Eukaryota; Metazoa; Arthropoda; Insecta; Siphonaptera; Pulicidae
Gene: SamDC
Product: S-adenosylmethionine decarboxylase proenzyme
Exons: 7
Coding region: 129-1208 (359 amino acids)
Biological process (GO): spermine biosynthetic process; spermidine biosynthetic process
Cellular component (GO): cytosol
Molecular function (GO): adenosylmethionine decarboxylase activity
Source: RefSeq, a predicted model, not a curated record
CGGCGCUCGAGCGCUUGCUAUCGAAUCGAAUCGAAUUCAGUCCUCCUGUCAGUACUUGUUCUUGACGCGUUGCAAUAGGGUAUUAAUGUGUUGCUCCAAUAAUUUCUAUUUUAAUUGAUUUGUGCACUAUGGCUGAAAGUGAGGUAAUAAAUAACAGUGUUCAAUUUUUUGAGGGAGUGGAAAAACUUCUCGAAAUUUGGUUUGCCCCAAAUGAAAAGAAUAAAAUGGCAGAUUUGCGUAAAAUACCAAGAUCAAAAUGGGAUGCUUUAUUGAAGAUAGUCAGAUGCGAGAUUAUAAGCUUUAGCAGAAAUGAUCAAGUUGAUGCCUACGUAUUGAGUGAGAGCAGCAUGUUUGUGUCCCGCCGUCGGUGGAUUUUGAAAACGUGCGGCACAACAACCCCGCUGCAGUGCCUGGAGCCGCUGCUGGAACUCGCGGAACAAAUCGCAGGCUACACGUGCGUCGAGGACGUAUUCUACUCGCGGAAGAACUUUAAGCGGCCGGAGCUCCAGUGUUCGCCGCACAAGCAUUUCGAGCAGGAGGUCGCGCUGCUCGACACCUUCUUUGAUAACGGUGUCGCAUAUUGCAUCGGCACGGUUAAUCGCGACUGUUGGUAUCUAUACACAUUAGAUCAUGGUUUGCAAGACAAACUUGGUCUUCAGGAUACCAACGAUAGGUCUAUCGGCUGGAACGGCUGCUGGAAGCCGAAAUCCAUCGAUGUGGACCCAGAUCAAACAAUUGAGAUCCUCAUGACUGAAUUGGACCCGAAAGUCAUGUCUAUUUUCACAAAGGAAUCUUGCACAACCGCCGCUGAGGCUACUGAGAAAUCGGGGAUUCAUAAGAUUUUACCGAAUAUGGUGAUCGACGAUUUUCUCUUUGAGCCUUGCGGCUACUCUAUGAAUGGUAUUGCUAAAAGUGGAUAUUAUAUGACGAUUCAUAUCACGCCAGAAGAAGAAUUCUCUUACGUUUCAUUCGAAAGCAAUGUUUCUGCUGCAAAUUACGCUGAAAUAAUUAGUCGCGUAAUCGAUACCUUCAGACCUGGAAAGUUUGUGGUGACCAUCUUUGCUAAUAAGAAUUCUGCUGCCUCUGGCGCCCCCCGCGAGUUGGAGAAGGUGAGUUCUUUCGGUGACUGGGUGAGACGUGACUCUCAUUUCUGUCGCUUCGCGCGUUACGAUUUCACCUACGCGCUGUUCUCUAAAUUCCCGAGCUGAGGGUCGUGGUGUCCGCCCCAAUGGAGGGCCAACGCGCGGGUUGUGUACCGCGAUUUUUCCCACACCUUUCCCCAAUCCCUAUCUCAUUCAUUCCCUUACCAUGACCGCAAUAAAUAUAUGGUCUUUCACAAUUCGGCAGACUUCGAGAGACAGCGCUUCCAUGACCACUAUUUGUUUUAUCGGUAUAUCCUGUUAUCAUUAAAACCAUUUCGUCGCGUGUACGACGAUGUGCUCGUAGACGCGCCGAAAUCACUUACUAACUUCCAUCAAAAUUCAUUAAACAAUUAUUUAGAAUCUAAGCACUUCCCAAUUAUAAGAGCCAGUUAUUAUGGCGUAUACUACAACAUUCUAUUUUUAAAUUAUCAUUCUCGUAUUCAAAUACUGUGGGCUUACAUCGUAAAGCAUUUGCUGCAGCUCAUAGAAGUGUACAUUUAUAGCGUCGUCAUUUGCUCACCACUGGUCAUGUUCUCGUGGUGGCGCAACAAAAUAUCAUGAGAUUUGCGUGCCGAAACAAACCUUGAUUGUUGGUAGCGGGUAGUUCUGUUGGCUAUUAAUUUUUCAAACUUUAUAAUUUCCUAUGAGGGUGAUUGUAAAGAUACAAAAAUGAGGUUUAGUAAUAACAAGCAAAGCAAUUUGCCAAUAAUUUCACCAAGUAGGUGAUGUUUGUUGCAAUCAUUUUAUAUAUAAAUUGCAAUGAAAUAAGAAGAGUCAAAUUGCAAAUUAUUAUAUAGACCGCAUUUAACAUGAAUAGUGAUCUGACAUCAAGGUUUGUAAAUUUAUAAGAAUUUUAGCCUUUUUAGGCUAACGCUCCUUAGAGCUAAUCUUUAAAGCGC